AUGACGGAGUUUUGUGACGAUGUUAUCAAGCUGUUUCCGCUGCGUGCGAUUCCGGACGUAAUAAAGCUGUUUCGCCAGCAGCUGAACAACCGCGAGGAGGAACCGGACCUCACGCUGCUCUCAAUCGUAACCGGACUGAUCGAACACUCGCUCACUACGAAGGUCCUCGAGUCAAGCUCGGCGUCAUCGUCCUCAAACAACAACAACAAUGUCGAAGGUGGAAAGGCACCACCAGGAACGGGUGCCGAAGGGGCGGGCAACUUCCCCAUCAUCAAGUACGACGCCGUCGAGGGUUUGUACAAGCGAUUCAAAACCGUGCUAGCUCCGAUCGAGAAGCUACUGGUGAAAACGACGACCGAUUCCAAGUUCGCGAGCCGCGAGAUCAUUAAGAAGGUAUCCGAUAUCAUCUGGAACUCGCUGUUACGCAGCUCGUACAAGGAUCGGGCGCAUCUGCAAAGCCUGUACAGCUACCUAUGUGGGAAUAAGCUGGACUGUUUUGGUGUCGCGUUCGCCGUCGUUGCGGGUUGCCAGAUGCUGGGCUACCGGGACGUUCAUCUGGCUAUAUCCGAGGACCACGUGUGGGUCGUGUUUGGCAAGACGGGCGAGGAAACAAUCGAGGUCACGUGGCAUGGCAAGGGUGCGGAAGAUAAACGUGGCCAAUCGGUUGCUCCUGGCAUCGAGUCGCAGACGUGGUUGUACGUGGCGGGAAAUCCGGUCGUGUGCAACCGCUAUAUGGAGGUGGCAGCGAUCGUAUCUGCCAUCAAUCCUUCGCUCACGGCCACCAGCGCAUGUCUGGAGGUAGCUGAUCUGCAGCAGCAGCUACUGUGGCUGCUGUACGAUAUGGGUCAUCUCAAGAAAUACCCGAUGGCGCUAGGGUGCUUAGGUGAACUGGAAGAGGUGGAACCUACGGCUGGUAGGAAAAGCUGUGAGGAGCUAUACAACGAGUCCGUGAGAUCGGCGCAGUCGUUCUAUCGGAACCAUCACGUUUAUCCGUACACGUACCAGGGCGGAUAUUACUACCGGAAGAACAUGUACCGGGAUGCGUUUGCUUCUUGGGCAGAUAGCAGCGACGUUAUUCGAUUGUACAAUUAUUCGCGCGACGACGAGGAAAUAUACAAAGAGUUCCUUGAUAUUGCGAACGAGCUGAUCCCGCAAGUGAUGAAGCUAGAGAGCUCGGGGCACUCGGCAAAGAGCAUCCUGCGCGAUUCGUCCUGCUUUGCCAACCUGUUGCGCUUCUACGAUGGGAUCUGUAAGUGGGAGGAGGGCAGCCAAACGCCCAUCCUGCACAUCGGCUGGGCCAAACCGCUGGUGGCUACGAUCGCGAAGUUCGAUCAUGACAUACGCUCGCAGGUGAUCAUCAAAUGUGCCGAUCAGGAGCCGCAGGCCCAACACGUCCCGCUACAGAAUGGCCUGGAGAAUGGUUGCAAGAACGGAGGAGACGAUUCGUCGCUAGAAAAAGGAUUGCAUGCGCACAACAAUAAUAAUAUCGCGAAAGCGGACGCUAAUUUCGUCAAUGGUGGGCGCAAUAAUGGCACUAGUAUUGCGAAGGGCAGCAAUGGAUCGACGAUCGCGACUUCGCUACCGAAAUCACUGGAAGCGUUGGUGGGGAAAUGCGGCGAAAAGCUGUUAAAUCCGGAAUUUCUCCUACAAGGCGGUGGGCAACCAUUCACCUCGGAGGAAAGCACGCCAUCGUCGGACGGUGAGACUGCUCCUACGGCAACGGUUGAAGCAAAGGAUGCGAUCCCAGAACGUAAUGGGAAACGUGAGGAAGAGUCGCCGCACGAGACACGCGAUGUGCCAGAAAAACAUGCUCCAGCAGAAGAAAAGAAUGCGGACGAUCUGGAACCGAAGCGUCCCGUCAUUGUGCUGUACAGUCAGAAAAUGAAGGGCCUGAAGGAUCUACUAUUAACGGAGAAGCUGAACACGAACGCGAUUUCGCUGCAAAUUACGGCACAAAGCCAGGUGCAGGUAGGUGGGAAGAAGCUUCGGGGAUCCCAGGCCUCGUUGGGCGUCGGAUCGAUAGGCAGUACCGGUGGGACAUUGCUGACAAGCGAUGGCGUCGAGGGAAAUACCCGCCCGAAGCGAGCUAGACGAGAAUAA
This is a messenger RNA of Anopheles nili, 2100 nucleotides long. It is a transcript of the gene Mnn1, whose product is annotated as menin. Gene Ontology annotation, cellular component: chromatin; histone methyltransferase complex; nucleus. The record is from RefSeq and is a predicted model, not a curated record. The coding region runs from base 1 to 2100 and encodes 699 amino acids. The transcript is spliced from 2 exons. Gene Ontology annotation, molecular function: chromatin binding; Y-form DNA binding; transcription cis-regulatory region binding. Lineage: Eukaryota; Metazoa; Arthropoda; Insecta; Diptera; Culicidae. Gene Ontology annotation, biological process: negative regulation of cell cycle; regulation of transcription by RNA polymerase II; negative regulation of cell population proliferation.